Messenger RNA from Pollicipes pollicipes, 780 nucleotides. RefSeq names its product inhibitor of growth protein 5. The transcript has a single exon. The coding region runs from base 73 to 765 and encodes 230 amino acids. NCBI's taxonomy places the organism in Eukaryota, Metazoa, Arthropoda, Thecostraca, Pollicipedomorpha, Pollicipedidae. The record is from RefSeq and is a predicted model, not a curated record.
GUCUGCCAGUGGUGCUCACCACCGUCACCUGCCAGCAAAGCCCUCCAGUGACGUCCUUCAGUGACGUGAACCAUGGCCGCCUCGCGUGACACGCUGCUGGACAGCCUGGAGAACCUGCCGCAGGAGCUGAAGCAGAACUUCGCCAUGAUCCGCGAUCGCAACAACAAGUGCGACACGCUGCAGCGGCUGAUCGACGAGCGCUGCGACCGCUACCUGGCCGGCCUCGGGCCCGAAGGCGGCUCACACCCGCCGGACAGUAUCGUCAAGAUGUACGAGAAGCUCAAGAAGCACAGCGAGCACAACGUGGCGCUGGCGACCAAGACGUACGAGCUGGUGGACAAGUACAUCCAGAACCUGGACGUGGACCUGGCCAAGUUCGAGGCGCAGGUCCAGGGCCAGGCGGCGCGGCCGGCCGACAAGCCGGCCCGCCCCAAGAAGAAGGCGAAGGCGAGCCGCAAGUCGCGCAAGACGGCCGACGAGGACGCGCUCUAUGCCAAGGCCAUCAAGAGUCCGGUGGCCGUGGAGGCGGCCAUCCGUCAGCUGAUCAACCCGGCGCAGCCCGUGUCCACCGACGGCCUCGACAUGCCGGUGGACCCGAACGAGCCCACCUACUGCCUCUGCAACCAGGUCAGCUACGGCGACAUGGUGGGCUGCGACAACACGGACUGCCCGAUCGAGUGGUUCCACUUCUCGUGCGUCGGCCUCACCUCCAGCCCGCGCGGCAAGUGGUACUGCCCCCGCUGCAUCAAGGACAAGAAGAAGUAGCGGCGCCGCUGUCGC